UUGAUCACAUAAGAAACAGCGGCGAUUCAGUUUAUUUGAAAAGACUACGCUUUCUGAUCCUCGAUGAGGCUGACCGUCUCUUGUCACCCACGUUUGCCAAUGAUUUGUCCAUAAUAUUUGACAAUAUUCCAACGAAAAGGCAGACAUUGUUAUUCACCGCCACGAUGACUGAUAGCAUCCUGGCACUAGGAAGUGAAGAGGACGAGAAGAAAAAGCCAUUUGUGUAUCAAGUUAAUUCAAAUAUGUCCACCGUAUCAUCAUUGACACAGUACUAUGUGUUUAUCCCGUCUCAUGUACGCGAGCCAUACCUGGUACAUCUGCUAAAUAGAGAAGAAUUAAACGGAAAGUCGACAAUCAUAUUCUGUGGCAGAUGCAGAACAGCCGAGUUGUUGAGAGUGAUGCUUUCCAAAUUAGAUAUACGAUGUGCAAGCCUGCAUUCGGUAAUGAGUCAGAAAGAGCGACUAAACAGUCUUGGCAAAUUCAGAGCUGAAGCAGUCAAAGUGUUAAUAGCUACUGAUGUUGGUAGUCGUGGUCUCGAUAUUCCAGCGGUACAAUUAGUUAUCAAUUAUAAUAUUCCAAGCGAUUCAGCUGAUUAUAUACAUCGUGUCGGAAGAGCAGCUCGAGCAGGACGUGAUGGUAUCUCUAUAUCAAUCGUUACUGAGCAGGACAUUGAACUUGUGCAUAAUAUUGAAUCACGCAUAAGUAAAAAAAUGGAUGAGUGGAAAAUAAAUGAAAAUAAAGUACUGGAUAUGUUGAACAAAGUGGCCGAUGCAAAGCGUGCUGCUAUAUUGCAUCUUCACGAUUCACACUUUGGAUCGGCAAAAGAAAUUCAAAAGAAAAAGCAUAGACUAUUGAACGGAACUGUUGCGAAAAAGAAUGUCGGUAGCCGUAGGAAAAAAAUAAGAGACGAAAAGGAUAAUAAAGUAGCAAGUUAA
This is a messenger RNA of Paraglomus occultum, 935 nucleotides long. Lineage: Eukaryota; Fungi; Glomeromycota; Glomeromycetes; Paraglomerales; Paraglomeraceae. The record is from the annotation of a GenBank genome assembly.